Molecule: messenger RNA, 1682 nt
Organism: Fimicolochytrium jonesii
Lineage: Eukaryota; Fungi; Chytridiomycota; Chytridiomycetes; Spizellomycetales; Powellomycetaceae
Exons: 3
Coding region: 130-1509 (459 amino acids)
Source: RefSeq, a predicted model, not a curated record
GCGACGUGUGGACUGCGUGCAGAGCUCUCAAGGGCCUCGCAUACCUACAGUACAUAGGCCCCUUCUUCCGAGCCCAGCAGCUUCCAACCAGUACCUCAUCUCUCCUUGCUCGGGCUGGCAGACUCCAAGAUGUCCGACGACCUUUCCCCGCUCUUAGGAGGCGAGAAACACACGCCGCUCAUCACCCCGACUCCGGACAACCGCAGGCGAUCUACUGUUGCGCCCGCUGGACUCACCAAACGGACGUGGGUGGUGAUGGUAGUGGCGUUGUGCGUGCUGUUGUUUGUGCUGUUGGGGUCGAAUUUGGUGAGUACGCGUGCGUGGAACGAAGUGAGCGAUGAUUGCGGAGCGAUAGCGAGGAGAAUGCUUGAGGGCCGAGCGAAGCGGGGAGAAGGCGAGCGUCAACCCGUCUUUAUCUUCAAGCGCGACCACCAUGCCUUCCCACCAAGCAUCGCUCAGCAGACGGUCCCAGCAAAGCCAUACGGUCCCGACGACAACCUUUGCGAUCCCGCAAACCUCAUCCCUUACUUUCCGUCUCCGGACCACUGGAGUGUUGAUCCUGCAUCUAUUUCCGGAGUAAACAUAACGGUCCACGGGGUUGCACUCGGACACCUCUUCAUCACCGAAUCCGACGCGCGCUCUGUCACCCUCUCCACCCGAUUCCAAGUCCACAACACCAUACCGUCCGACAUCGACAUCAGUGGGACAAUCGAGCGCACCAACGGCAUGUUCACUCUCCUCGUUCAGGCGUCUCAGAGCCCCGCAGACUGUGUCACGGCCGAUAUCUACCUCGACAUUCCCGCCGGGGCGAGUAAGCGGUUAGGUCUUUAUGUUCUCGCUACGAACUAUAUGGACGUGCGGAUCGGCGUGAAUGGACGGCCGGUGCAUCUGGACUAUGCCGACGUCUUCACUUUUAGCGGGGACAUUACUGUCUUGGAGAACCUGCAAGCCGAAUCAUCGGUCGACUUGACCAACUUUGGCGGCAACAUCCACCUCGCAAAGGGCAUCCAAGCCACCGGGUCUAUCGACUGCACGAUUGGAGGGCUCGGUAUGGUCGGCGGCAAUCUUACUGUUGCUGGGAACAUGAUCGCACAAAACAUCAGUCUCGUCGCGGGCUCUAGCGCCAACUACGGCGGGAUCACGGGCCAAGUCUCUGUCUCCGCGCACAGGUUCAGCAUGGCGCUGUACCUUGGUGACAUCGACUUGUCCAUUGGCUGGAUCCGUGACAAGCCCAAGCCGUCCAAUAUCGACGGCUUCUUCAUCUAUGGGGACGCAAAGCUGCAGUUCCGUGACGCGUUCUUGGGCACGUUUAUGGUCUCGGGCGGCGAGGCGGAGGUCAGCGGGGAGGAUGUGCAUUUGGAGAAGGGGUUUCCGUUGCCACAUUUUCCGGGGUAUCCCGUGGUUAGGGUUGGCCAUGUGGGGGAUGGAUUGGGCAAGCAGCGGUUGGAGUUCAAUGGGAAUUCGGGGUCGGUGUAUGUGGAUUUUGGGAGCGGGGUGCGGAGGACUUAGCGGCGUUGAUGUUCAUUUGCCUCAUCAUUGUUAGACGUAGAGGGAAGCAGACGUAGAAUCAUAGACCAUUCUUAGGUGGAUCUGGAUCUAGCUCUUUAUCGUCGUAAUUGUACAGAGAUCAAGUUUGCGAGGGUAGUCUACGAGAAAGGGGCCCUGCAUAUCGGUCGGCAUCA